CCUGACACGCGACAGUACCGCAUGGGUCGGAGCCUGGUGGCUGUGCUUUCUCUACGCAGGGCUCAUGUGCUUUGCUGUCGCCUUGCCCGUUAGUUUUCUACCCGCAGAGCUGCCAGACCACGCUGUCGUCAUGGCAGAAAAGAAGCUUGAAGAUCAAGACAAGCCCCUCAGCCAAAACGAGGGAAACCUACGGGCGACCGUGCUGCACUUGCUCAGCAUAAAGCCCUUCGUCCUUGUUUGCUUUGCUGGGUCCGCCGAGCUGAUGGUCGCAAGCGGCCUGUCUUCAUUUCUGGUGAAGAUGCUUCAGGCGCAGUUUAGCAUGACCGCGUCGACAGCUUCAAUGAUUAUGGGCUCUGUGACCAUACCGACGGCCAUGGUGGGCGUCAUGCUAGGAGGCGUGGUCAUAUCUCGCUUCCAGCUGGCCGCCGCGGGCAUCGUGCGCCUAUGCGUGCUCGUGCUUCUCGUGCCCAUCGUACUGGUCACGGUGCUUCUCUUCCACUGCGACAACAUCCCCUACCGGAACGUCCAGUACGACGUCGGAGGUGUAAGCGCCGACCACGCCAGCUUGCCCGCCUAUGUCUUCCUGCAUUAUUUAUCUUCCCUCGCUUAUAAUAUUCACUCUUAG
Dermacentor silvarum is the source of this 625-nucleotide messenger RNA. RefSeq names its product solute carrier organic anion transporter family member 4A1. Lineage: Eukaryota; Metazoa; Arthropoda; Arachnida; Ixodida; Ixodidae. Gene Ontology annotation, cellular component: membrane. Bases 65 to 625 code for a protein of 186 amino acids. The record is from RefSeq and is a predicted model, not a curated record. The transcript is spliced from 4 exons. Gene Ontology annotation, biological process: transmembrane transport; sodium-independent organic anion transport.